Messenger RNA from Spodoptera litura, 356 nucleotides. Lineage: Eukaryota; Metazoa; Arthropoda; Insecta; Lepidoptera; Noctuidae. The record is from RefSeq and is a predicted model, not a curated record.
ACGAACAACUGCCACCAGUUUUAAUGAAUGAAAUUCUUGCUCAUAUCACUACGUGCGACAAGAAAUCCCAAGUUAUGGAGAAAGUCAAACAAGCAAUGAAAAAGAGAUACGUACCACCACAUGUAAUCAAUAAUAUCUUCGGAAAUCGUAACCCUGGUCGUAGUAUGUCAGCGUUUAUUAUCGAAAAAAUGUUUCAGCAAAGAAGACCUAGUCCAAGUCAUUCAGAACUUAUUAACAAAGCUAUAAAAAAGGGUUUAAUUGCUGCUACUGAUAAGGAUAAAUUACUUGCCAGCACUUGCACUACUGGAUCUCAAACGUCUAUGCAUUAUUGGAACGGUAAAAUAAUUGUCUUUUAA